Acanthopagrus latus (yellowfin seabream) is the source of this 1430-nucleotide messenger RNA. It is a transcript of the gene eevs, whose product is annotated as 2-epi-5-epi-valiolone synthase. Lineage: Eukaryota; Metazoa; Chordata; Actinopteri; Spariformes; Sparidae. Gene Ontology annotation, molecular function: 3-dehydroquinate synthase activity. The coding region runs from base 228 to 1397 and encodes 389 amino acids. Gene Ontology annotation, biological process: antibiotic biosynthetic process; aromatic amino acid biosynthetic process. The record is from RefSeq and is a predicted model, not a curated record. The transcript has 5 exons.
UUUAAUUUCUUAGUGGUUGGGAUAUUCACUGUGUUGUAGCUGAAUGUGGUCCUUGAGACUCAGUCUAUCUAACAGAGAGACCAUUUGAGAAACUGAUGCUGAGUAGACAAGAGCCCCGUUGAAAUCAGCUGUUGUUUUAUGAUCUGUACAGCUUGGCAAUGCCUGGCCAAGGUUGCUGAUAUCAGUGGACUAUUUGAUUUUGCAGCAGCUAUGAGAACACCACAGAAAUGGGCACCACUUGGACAGUGGUCAGCCCCAUCGUCUUUACUUACCAGGUAACUGAGAGCCAGGACCUGCUGGACCCAGCCAACAACACACUUCUACUGGGCCACAUCACCGACGCCCAGCAGCUGGAGGACAUUAAGAAAUCAAACAAGCCAAUCAAACGCUUUGUGGUCGUUGACCAAGAAGUUCACAGAAUCUAUGGUGCCAAGCUGACUGAAUAUAUGGAGGCCAACAAUGUCCAGUUCAAGAUCUUGGCUCUACCCACCACCGAGGAGAACAAAUCCAUGGAGAUGGCCUUGAAGAUCCUGGAAGAGGUCAACAGCUUCUCCCUUGACCGCCGCACUGAGCCCAUCAUUGCCAUUGGUGGAGGGGUGUGCCUGGACAUCGUGGGCCUGGCUGCCUCGCUCUACAGAAGGCGGACCCCUUACAUCAGGGUCCCAACCACACUGCUAUCUUACGUCGAUGCCAGCGUGGGGGCAAAGACAGGGGUUAACUUUGCAAACUGCAAGAACAAGCUGGGUGCCUACAUUCCACCUGUUGCUGCCUUCCUGGACCUGACCUUUAUACAGACUGUUCCACGAAGACACAUCUCCAACGGGCUGGCAGAGAUGUUAAAGAUGGCCUUGAUGAAACACAGAGGCCUCUUUGAGCUUCUUGAGAAACACGGCCGUGUGCUUUUGGACACUAAACUACAGGGCGCCUCACAUGUAACUCGGAUAGCCAUCACGACGAUGCUGGAGGAGCUCGCCCCAAACCUUUGGGAAGAUGACCUUAACAGACUCGUGGACUUUGGCCACCUGAUCAGUCCAGCAUUAGAGAUGAAAGUUCUCCCAUCUCUGCUGCAUGGUGAGGCAGUGAACAUCGACAUGUCCUACAUGGUUUACGUAUCCAAAGAGAGUGGUCUAGUGACAGAGGAGGAAAAGCAAAGGAUCAUCAGCUGCAUGGUGGGCCUGGAGCUUCCUGUCUGGCAUGAAGACUUCACCAUGGAGCUCAUACAGAGGUCUCUGCAGGACAGACUGAAGCACUCCGGAGGCCUGGUCCGAAUGCCACUGCCUGUUGGUCUUGGGCAAGCAGAAAUCUUUAAUAACACAUCUUGUGAGAUCCUGCACAGAGCUUACGAAAAAUGGUGUGAUGAGCUGAGCAUCACUUCUGGCAACAGCUGUGACCCUUAACCUGGAGAUCUACAACUGUUUCACUUCAGUCUG